GAUGUUGUACGGCGUCUACAAGCAGGGCCUCUGGUGCUCGAUGUGCGGCAUCGCGCUUCACACAUACCACGUGGACGACGCCGGCGACACCUGCCCACACGGUCCGGCGGGCCUGACGACGACAGGCGUCGCAACUGACGGGCCGGGCGUGGCCUCCGACUCGGAUGACGAGGGGGCAGAUGUUGGUACUGGUGAAGACGAGCUUGCACUCGCGCUGGUGCCGUCGAUCAAGGGCACCGGUAUGGUCGACGUCGCAACUGCAAAUGCGACGGGCGACAUGGCUAGCGCCUCAAGCCAGCUUGCGGGCGAGCCGGCGCAGCAGUCGGCCCCAGCGCCGAUCCUCUCGUUUGUAUCCGUCGCCCGCCUGGCAUCGCUUGUCGACAAGGCACGAACCCGGCUCGUCGACGCAGUCGUCUCCAAAGCCAUGGCCGAUGUCGCCGCCUCGCCCAGUGGCAGCCAGAUCCGUGAGUGGCUGGCUAGUCUGGGUCUCGACCUUCACCUCCAAGCUUUCCUUGCCAUGUACGACUCGCUUGACGAAGUUGCCACUAGCCUCGACGACGCCGAUCUCAACGACAUGGGUAUCUUUGAUGCCUCAAAGCGCGCCGCGCUCCUCGACGCCGCGGCUGCGCUCGUUGUUGAGACAAAGUCAGACGCGCCUGUGCCGGCUGUUGCAGCUGCCGUUGCGGCUCAAGCUGUCUUGCCGCCUGCCGAUUUCAUGGCCGACAAGGCCGCCCGCCGCAGGUUCCGCAUCGUCGAAGAGAUCAUGACCACCGAGGAGACGUACGCCUCGUCGCUCGCCCUCAUUCAGACCUGGUUUCUCCGCCCGCUGCGCUCGCGGCUGCUGACCGCAGGUGGACUCAACAUGGAUGAGCUCAUGCGGUCUGUCGGCAUGUUAACGUCGGGCAAGGGCCAGGCGCCGGUGCCGCCAACUGAAGCGCCAGUCGCGCCGGACGGCGCAGCGCGCGUCCCUGCCAUCACCACCGAAGAGUACUUUGCGCUCUUUGCCAACCUCGAUCAGAUGACGGCGAUGCAUGGACGCAUGUCCGAAGUUCUCAAAGAACGCGUCGCGAGCUACGAUCCGGCCACAACACGCAUCGGUGACCUCUUUGCCACACGGACCAACUUUUCCGCAAACUCGCACGAGGUCUUUCAGGCGCUGUGUGGCAGAGGCAAGGCAAAGAACAAGGCGUUCAAGACCUACGUCGACGCAUUUGCUGCGGCGGUGGGCAUGAACCUACCCGCCUUUCUCAUCAUGCCGGUCCAGCGCAUUCCACGCUACAUCCUCCUCCUCUCCGACCUCAUCAAGCACACGGCCGAAGACCAUCCCGACUACCCCGCGCUGGAGCGUGCACUCUUCAAGGUCAAAGAGGUCGCCGACUACAUCAACCGCGCCGCCCGUGAGUUUGCAGAGCUCAAGGCUGUUGCUGCCACCCUCAAGGGUGCGCCCCGUGUGUUGGUCAACCACCACCGCCGUCUCCUUGCCUCAGGCCUCCUCUACAAGCACAAGACCUCAGCGGCAUCGUCGUCGUCGAGCCUGCUCAAGAUCUUCCUCUUCUCAGACCUUUGGGUCGAGGCCAAGCCUGCGAAGAAAGCAGGCAAACCGCAUAAGUUCCUCGCUUGCUAUCGCCUCAAGGCGGCCGCCGUCAGGCCGGACCGCGACGCCAACGCCUUUGUCCUCGACGUUGUCGAGACCGUCCUCGACUUUCGGUAUCGCCUUCCGCCCAUGGGCAUGAGCGGUUCUGCAGACGACGGUACAGCACUCGAUCUCAAUGGCUGGCUCGUGAGCCUCGACACUGCCAUCACCGAGGCUUCGCUCAAGGGCGACCGCCCGCGCCUCCUCGCCAAGCGACUCCACGCCGACUCAGUGCUCGAGCCAGGUGUCUCUGACAGCGACGACGAAUGCGACGACAAUAAGGAUGGUGAUGAUAGCAAUGAUGGCAGCAGCAACGGCGACGAGGCUGCUGCUACAGCAUCUGCGGCUGCCGGUCCCGCAUCCCGCCCGGCCGCUCCAGCCGCCCUUGAUCGCAUGACGCACACCUCGCUCCCUCUUCUGGCUCGUGCCGUGUCGUCCGGCGACGUGACCAACCUUGGCCUGCGGGUCGCCGCCGUCGCUGCCGACGUCCAGCAACUUGUUGACAGCGCUGCUGCUCAAGACGCGCAGGUGGAUGUCGUCGCCUCACUCACCACGCUCAAGGACGCGGCGACUGUGGCUGCUGUCUUGCUGCAGCACGACAGCGGCAGCCCGGAAGUCCUCCAGUCGGACGAGUGGUGCGAGCUCACCGCCGCUCACGCUGCCUUUUCGGCAGCUGUCCGCGCCACCCAGCUUGAACAGUAGAUGCAGACACGCCCGCACACACACCUUUACUCGCGCGGGCACGGCUUGACGCCCCAAAUCUCUUCGGCGUACUGCCGAAUAGUGCGGUCUGACGAGAAAAAGCC
Messenger RNA from Thecamonas trahens ATCC 50062, 2439 nucleotides. RefSeq lists its product as uncharacterized. The annotation marks the transcript as partial. Lineage: Eukaryota; Apusomonadida; Apusomonadidae. Gene Ontology annotation, molecular function: protein binding; guanyl-nucleotide exchange factor activity. Gene Ontology annotation, biological process: intracellular signal transduction. Gene Ontology annotation, cellular component: cytoplasm. The transcript has 2 exons. The record is from RefSeq and is a predicted model, not a curated record.